UGAGUCGAAGCAGUGAAUCUGAUCCAGCGCUCAGAGAGAUGUGCAGAAGUGUGUGUGUGAGUGGUGUUUCAGUGUUUACACUGCUCUCUGACCCUGACGCAGCACUCACACUAACAGGACAGGUGAUUUAUUAUAGGGGGCGGGGCUACGCAGGAGCUCCAGGUAAUAUUUAUAAAUCCAAGCAGUUCAAAGAAACACGCUGAACACUUUAUUUAUUCAACACAGAUGAUGUUUAAUGGUUUAAACCUCUGCGUACAUGUUCAUCAUAAGUGAUACACACCUUAACCUGCUCAGGUAACCUGCUGAGGUAACCUGCUGAGCUAACCUGUCUCUGCAUGAGGAUCAGGCCGCAUCAGAUGCAGGCGGUUAUUUAAUGGUGCAUUAGCUGUGUGUUUAUUAGCUAGAAAAUGUCUUACACGCUUUAAAAAAGGUUAGUGGAGAGUUAAGGGUUCUAGCUAAAAGGGUUCUACUUAAUACUCUAUACAGUCUCUCCUGGAGAUAAGUGUGGAGAAACAGAGUAAAGAAGACAGGGUUGUGAAUCGAUUCUCCUGAUUCACUGUAGAAGAUUCGAUCAAAGAGAGAGAGAGAAAGAACCGAUUCCUUUCCCCGCGCGCAUUCUCACGAGACUGAGAGAGAGAGAGAGAGAGAGAGAGACGCAGAGGCAGUGUGUUCAGCAGCGCGGAGGUCACGGGGCGGAAAAACAGCGCGCGAGCUGCGGAGUCGGUAAAUAACCACUAAAGAGAGAAAAGGAUGCUUUAAUCAGCACGCGCCCUGAGGAGGACAGACAGAGAGAGAGACAGAGAGAGAGACAGAGGGGGAGAGACAGAGAGAGAGACAGAGGGAGAGACAGAGAGAGAGACAGAGGGGGAGAGACAGAGAGAGAGACAGAGGGAGAGACAGAGAGAGAGACAGAGAGAGAGGAUGGCCGGUUUUCGGUGAGCGCGCGCUGAUGUUCGCACCAUGGAGAAACGGUCUCUCGUGACGGCGGCGAGCUUUUGCAUGAGCGUCCUCGCGCUCGUGCUGCUGGUCACCGCCAUCUUCACGGACCACUGGUACGAAACGGACACGCGCAGGCACAAGCGGAACUGCGACCGGUACGGAGCCGAGUCUAAUGACCAGAAGAACCGGGAGAUGCCCAUCUAUCACCUGCCGCUGGUGGACAGCACCGGGAGCGGGGGCGGGGGCGGAACCGGGGGCUCGCGCCGGAACAGCGUGGCGCUCAUGAAGCCGAUUCACGUCGGGAGUCGCGAGGAGGAGCUGCUGGAGAACUGGAGGGCCAUUCUGGGCAUGGGCAUCCUGGAGACCGAGUGCGGCCGCCCGCUCUUCCCCACGCACUCCGGGCUGUGGAGGAAAUGCUACUUCCGGGGCGUGGACCCGGACAUCGACCGGCUCAUUUCAAAGGGAAUUGCAGAUCGCUGCACUGCGGUUAAAUAUCAUUUCUCUCAGCCGAUUCGACUCAGGAACAUUCCCCUGAACCUGACCAGAACCAUCCAGCAGGACGAGUGGCAUCUCUUACAUCUGAGGAGAAUAACAGCGGGCUUUAUGGGAAUGGCUGCUGCUGUGUUGCUCUGUGGCUCUGUCGUCUCUGCAGUCGGAUUUUUCUGGGAGGAGAAACUCACACAGCAUGUAUCAGGACUACUGUUCCUGAUGUCAGGGAUCUUCUGCACCAUCUCUUUGUGCACCUACGCCUCCAGCGUGACCUAUGACCUCUCCCGGAACCCUCCUUUUAUCUACGGUCUCCCGGGUGACGUGGAUCAUGGAUUUGGUUGGUCGGUGUUGUGUGGGUGGGCGUGUCUCGGGCUGACGGCGGCAUGCGGCUGCAUCAGUACCGCCUCCCCCUUCAUCACGCGCCACAAAAACACACACACCUCUGCGGUGUGA
Messenger RNA from Pangasianodon hypophthalmus (striped catfish), 1881 nucleotides. It is a transcript of the gene tmem178a, whose product is annotated as transmembrane protein 178a. NCBI's taxonomy places the organism in Eukaryota, Metazoa, Chordata, Actinopteri, Siluriformes, Pangasiidae. The transcript is spliced from 4 exons. The record is from RefSeq and is a predicted model, not a curated record. Gene Ontology annotation, biological process: negative regulation of osteoclast differentiation; regulation of cytosolic calcium ion concentration. Bases 961 to 1881 code for a protein of 306 amino acids. Gene Ontology annotation, cellular component: endoplasmic reticulum membrane.